Messenger RNA from Mixia osmundae IAM 14324, 1977 nucleotides. RefSeq lists its product as uncharacterized. Gene Ontology annotation, molecular function: pyridoxal phosphate binding; threonine deaminase activity. The record is from RefSeq and is a predicted model, not a curated record. NCBI's taxonomy places the organism in Eukaryota, Fungi, Basidiomycota, Mixiomycetes, Mixiales, Mixiaceae. The transcript is spliced from 6 exons. Bases 186 to 1868 code for a protein of 560 amino acids. Gene Ontology annotation, biological process: L-threonine catabolic process.
CCGAGCCUGCAUCUUGCCGUUGCCAUCCUUGAAGGAGCGUAUCUCCAGCCCGCUCUUGAUCGUCCUCUCCGGGGCAUCUCUCGCUGCCAUCCUCGCCGUCCAGUGACUCGUCAAGGUCGUCGAGUUGCUUCAAGUCGUCGCCAACUUUUUGCCGAGUGACGCUGCUCCCCUCCUCGACUCGAAGCAUGGCCAUCGUCAACGGCCAUCAGCCAGAAGCGAGCACGUCGACGUCAGUCACCAAGCCAGCAGAGGGUAUGUACGCCCGACUGCCGAAGCACUGCAUCCUCCCAGACGGCACACCGGAUUAUGUUCGACUUGCCCUCACGUCUCGAGUCUAUGAGCUCGUACAGCCCACACCACUCAAUCCGGCAGUGUCACUGUCCAGCAGGAUGGGCUGCCAGAUCCUCAUGAAGCGUGAAGAUCUGCAACCCGUCUUUAGCUUCAAGAUCAGAGGCGCUUACAACCUCAUGUCUGCUCUCACCGAAGACGAACGAUGGCGGGGUGUCAUUGCUUGCUCUGCAGGCAAUCACGCGCAAGGUGUCGCUCUUGCAGGCAGCAAGCUCGGUAUAGCUUGUACUAUCGUCAUGCCCCUCAAUACCCCCGCCAUCAAAUGGCUCAACGUCGAACGCUACGGCGCUAAAGUCGUCUUGCACGGAACAGACUUUGACGAAGCCAAGCUCGAAUGCGCGCGGUUAGCUCACGCGCACCAACUCGUCAAUAUACCCCCCUACGAUGAGCCAUACGUCAUCGCAGGCCAAGGCACGAUCGGUGUAGAGAUACUACGACAGACCAAUCCUGACGAGCUCGAUGCCAUCUUUGUCUGCGUGGGUGGCGGUGGACUCCUGGCAGGCGUAGCAGCCUACGUCAAGCAGAUCGCGCCCCCGCGAGUGAAGGUCAUUGGCGUGGAGACUUACGAUCAGAACGCGCUCACGGCUAGUCUGAGAGGGACCGAACGUGUCUCACUCAAGGAGGUCGGCCUCUUUGCCGAUGGCACGGCAGUACGCAUCGUCGGCGAAGAGACCUUUCGCGUUUGUUCAAACUUUGUCGACGAGAUGGUGUCUGUCUCCAACGACGAAGUCUGCGCAGCCAUCAAGGACAUCUUCGAAGAUACGCGAGCGAUUUCGGAACCUUCGGGCGCCUUGGCCGUAGCGGGCAUGAAGAAGUACAUCCAGCAAAACCAACUUGUCGGGUCCAACAAACGCUUCGUUGGCAUUGUCUCGGGCGCCAAUAUGAACUUUGACAGGUUGCGCUUCGUCGCCGAGCGCGCAGAGCUGGGCGAGAAGCGAGAAGCGCUCAUCUGCGUCACCUUGCCCGAGCAGGAAGGCUCAUUUCUCAAGCUACACUCUUGCAUCCACCCUAGAAGCAUCACCGAGUUCUCGUAUCGCUACUCCUCACCCGCAGAAGCACACGCCAUCUUUGCAUUUCAUCUUGCAGCGGGACAAGUGCCGGGCUUGGGCAUAGUCGAUUCGCCACAGGCAGCGCGACAGGCCGAACUAGAACAGAUCAUGCAGAGCAUCGUUGCUGCCGGUAUGAAAGUGACCGAUCUGAGCGAGAACGAGCUCGCGAAAUCUCACGCUCGCUACCUUGUCGGCGGCAGAAAAUCGAUACCGAACGAGCGCGUCUUUCGGUUUGAGUUUCCCGAGCGACCGGGUGCGUUGCGAAAGUACUUGCAAGGCAUCAGUCAGGGUCUCUUCAAUGUCACCCUUUUCCAUUAUCGAGGGCAGGGCGGAGAUGUGGCAAGAGUGCUUGCGGCGAUACAAGUACCACCUGAGCGCACAGGAGCCUUUGAGGUCUUUCUCAGCGAGCUGGGUUACAAGUAUGCGGAAGAGACGGACAACCCAGUCUACAGGAUGUUCUUGCAAGAGUGAUUGCAUAGUCUACGUCCUUGCCUCAGCGCAUAUACAUACUCCUUCAUGCCUGCUCCGUGCGUAUUUGCAUUCUUCUACCUCACUCGUUUGCGUGUCUGCUGUUCCUGAC